Trematosphaeria pertusa is the source of this 1365-nucleotide messenger RNA. RefSeq lists its product as uncharacterized. Lineage: Eukaryota; Fungi; Ascomycota; Dothideomycetes; Pleosporales; Trematosphaeriaceae. The record is from RefSeq and is a predicted model, not a curated record. The transcript has 2 exons. Bases 1 to 1365 code for a protein of 454 amino acids.
AUGCUCGACGAACUUGAUCGCGGCCCGCGAGACGGCAUUACCGGACUUCCGGCGCAUUCCAAUGCUUCCCUGGAAGAAGAUGCCGUCGCAUCUACACGAGCUUGCGCUGCCCAAUACCGUGCUAUGGAAGACGAUAUUAACCGACCUCCACCUCCACCUACCCCGAAUCUGAAUCUGUAUCAGCUAGAUUCACGUGUGCGGUGGCCUAACAUUACCAUCCGCCCAGAAGAGCGUGACGGGUUCGGCAUCGACGAUGUCGCUAAGAUGAUCAAUCAGCUUUUCGAAGUUGCCGAGAGACACAAGAAUAUCAUAGCGGGAAUCUCAACGCUAGACGCACAGCGGGGACACGCUAUGGCGGAAUUUAAGGAUGCGCUUUUGUUUCUCCUCGAGCUGGUCAAAGGGAUGGUCGAAGUGGUGCGCGAGGGUGUGCGAAAGAGCAGUGACAUCUUCAACGACGACGAACGACACCCAAAGGCCGUUGCUUCGGCGGAGCGAGCGCUAUCAGAUCUCCGCGAUGCGUUUGCUGCAGACGGGAAAAAGGUACCAUGCCGCAUUCCCGCCCGCUCGCCAUUCGGGAUCUUAGUGUACACAGACCUUGUGGCCAGAUCUCCAACUGUCAAAAACUUCAAAGACAAGCUUAAGAAGGCAAAGCGGUCUUUCGAAAAGCCCUUCAACGUCGUUUAUGCCCCACUCAAUCUCGGGGAAUUCCAAGGUUCCUCGCGGACAUUUUCAGCGGGCUUUUAUGGGGAUAAGAUGAUGUUUGGCUAUACGAACCCCGUCUUUGACGUGCCGUACUUGCGCAGAAUCUACAAGGAACUCCGAGAUGCGUACCUAAAGUCACUAGCCGGAAGAGACCCAGUCCUCCAGUCAUUCUUAGCAACGAUGAAACAGGAAAACGCGAAUCUAAAAGAGAAUGAGGAGCAUUGCGGGGCCGGCGGUAGGGGAGUCGAAGGCAGAACCGAAAAGCUCCGUGUACACCGCGAAGCAACCCUCAAGCAGAGGCACGGUUGGAAGCCCGAUGUUCUAAGGAAUCCAAGCAUCCCGGUAUUUGCCUUUAGCGGCGAUUUCGUGCCAAAGGCGUGCUGCUAUCGGUGUAAGGCAUUGCAUGGACUUCAGGAGCAGGAUGAGUGGGCCGCCUACGAUGUGGCGAGCUUCGACUGGGACCGUGGAGGGAAGUACGACUGCGGUUGCGCCGAGCCGCUUAUGGUGCUCACGAUUCUAUAUUGUGAGUGGAAUGUCGUCGCCGCUGGUAUUGGCCGCCGUCGCCGUCGCCGUCACCGUCACCGCCGUGGCGCGGGUUUUAGGGAGCGGAAUGCAACCGGGGACUCCAUUCGCGACCCCUUGGACCAGAUUCGCCGCCGCUAG